CGCCAGGCGCGCACCAUGAAGGCACAGCUCGUCGUCCUGGCCGCGGCCCUGGCCCUGGCGGCGUGCGCCGCCACCAAGCCCAAGCCCGCCGUCGUGAACCCCAACAAGGGCCAGUUGGCCGCCCCCCACAGGCUAGGGGCCGACAACGUGAACGUGGCCGGGGCCGACUUGCUGUACUUGUUCGACAGGCCGCCGGAACCAGUCUUCACGCUCCGCGGAGUCAACCGCGACGUCGCCUACGAUGUCCCUGAGCAGUACUUGCCUGAGCGCUACAAGCAAGUGGCCGCCGCCAUCGCGGCCACGGCGCGCCAGAACGGCGUGCGCCUCAUCCCGGUGCCCUACGUGGACCUCACCGAGUACGAGGCGGCCUUCGCCGACGUGGAGGUGGCGCUGCCCUACCGCGACAAGAAGUACUCGCGCGCCGCGCCGCCCCACAUCACCAUCGCCGUCCGCUUCGAGCACUUUUUCCGCAACACCACCUCCAACGGCGAGCUGCUGGCGCGUGCCGUGUGGGCCCGCCUGCGCUACCACCCCGAGGUCGUCCUGGACGGGCUGCGCGCCAACCUGGUGCGCAAGUCCGGGGCGCAGCAGGGCGUGCAGAUGCCCGAGGUCACGCAGUACCACCCGGAGAUGUUCAUCGAUGACAAGUGGUUCUCCAAGGUCGAGGAGGAGAUGUACAUCGUCCCCGACGGCCAGCGGGUGGUGAUCCCCGUCCUGAGGAACGAGACGCAGACGGACACCGCCGAGGGCAAGAUUUGGUACUGGCUGGAGGACACCCACCUGAACGUGUUCCACUGGCGCUGGCACAUCAACUACCCGCCCGGCUACGACGACGACGAGUACGUCGACCGGGACCGCCGCGGCGAGCUCUUCGUCUACUUCCACCGGCAGAUGCUCGGCAGACUGAACGCGGAGAGGUUCGCCAACGGCGCGCCGCGCCUGCUGCCCCUGGAGUACAAGGAGCCCGUGGCCGAGGCCUUCUUCCCCCACAUGCUGGACCUGCACCAACGCAUAGGCUACCCCGCGCGCCAGGCCAACACCUCUCUGCUGCCCCAAGAGACAUCCAUCGCCCAACUUGACACGUGGCACGACCGCUACCGGCAGGUGCUGGAUCAAGGCUACUUCGUGACGCCCGAGGGCAACCAGAUCGAGCUGGUGGGCAUCAAGGGCCUCGACACGGUGGCCAACGCCCUGGAGGCCAACGCGCUGCUGUCGCCCAACCUGGACUUCUACGGCACCAUCCACAACCAGCUGCACGGCGUCAUGGGCAACGCGCACGACCCGCUCAGCCAGAACUUCGAGCCCAUUUCCACCAUGUCGGUGCUGCUGACGGUCCGCGAUAUCGGCUUCUACCGCCUGCACUUGCACAUGGACGACCUGUACGAGGAGUACAAGACCAAGUACCUGCAGCCCUACGAGAAGAACGAGCUGACGUGGGACUACGUGACCGUGACGGGCGUGUCCGUGACGUCCGACGUCACCAAGACCGUCAACGAGCUCCACACCUUCUGGCAGGAGUCCGACCUGGACCUGAGCCUGGGGCUGGCCUACACCCCCACCGGCAGGGUCUACGGCCGCUUCAGGCAUCUGCAGCACGAGCGCUUCACCUACCAGAUCCAGGUCACGAACACGGACCUGCAAGAGCGCAGCGGCCUGGUGAGGUUGUUUCUGCUGAUGGUGUCCGACGAGAACGGCCACGACCUGGACCUCUCCUUCGUGCAGCGCUUCGCCAUCGAGAUGGACCGCUUCGAAGUAGCCCUGGCGCCCGGCGAGAACAACAUCGUCCGCGAGUCGACGGCCACGCCGGUGACGCUGGACCAGGACGCCAUCUACUCGACGCAGUCCACGCUCUUCAACGCGCGCCGCGUCAACCAGUGUCGCUGCGGCUGGCCGCAGACCCUGCUCAUCCCCAGGGGCAACGAGACCGGCAUCACCUACAAGCUGUUCGCCAUGGUCACCGACUACUCCCAGGACAGGGCCCCUGCUUCCGCCGACGAGAUCUGCCACGACGGCUGGUCCUUCUGCGGCGUUCCGGGAAGCACCUACUACCCCGACAAGCGGGCCAUGGGCUACCCCUUCGACCGCGCCUUCCCCGCCGGCACCACCCUGGACUCGUUCCUCACGCAGAGCAUGGCCGUCCAGGACAUCGUCAUCAAGUUCGACGACUCCCGCGUCGACCCGCCGUCCGCGCUGCUCCCCGGGGCCAUCUCCACCUCCUGGAUGCCUUGAAGUUUUCCAAAAUAAAACCACAAACACAGCAA
Messenger RNA from Thrips palmi, 2261 nucleotides. RefSeq names its product phenoloxidase 2-like. NCBI's taxonomy places the organism in Eukaryota, Metazoa, Arthropoda, Insecta, Thysanoptera, Thripidae. The record is from RefSeq and is a predicted model, not a curated record. The coding region runs from base 16 to 2229 and encodes 737 amino acids. The transcript is spliced from 12 exons.